Molecule: messenger RNA, 2756 nt
Organism: Ectocarpus sp. CCAP 1310/34
Lineage: Eukaryota; Phaeophyceae; Ectocarpales; Ectocarpaceae
Source: the annotation of a GenBank genome assembly
AUGCAAAGUCUUCUUCGGUGCAUACGCGAAAGGGCCAACAACGGCCCCCUAGGAAGCGAGCACGGGAAGCACGGCGAAGGAGGAACAGCAGUGCUCUUCUCUUCUUGCCGGCCGUCAGUCACAUCCGGCCGAAAGUUUUCCACCGGAGACGACCCCCAACGUCCAACGAAUAACGUUUUUUUCGUGGACUGGCGUCGUUCACGGCCGGACGCUUCACCAUCGCUCGGUUCUUCUCCCAAGGACCGGCGCUCCGCCCGGCGUUGAGCAGCAGGAUGUCGAUCACUCCCGAGGAUACGUCUCCAGCGGCCCAUGUGCGCGCGUCCCUACACAGCCUAGCUGCUGGGUCGGAAAUAGCUCGCUCCCAGGAUGAGUUGAUGGAUGCCAUCGCAGUUGUACCGCCCGACCUUGUCGCGGUGCGAAACAUUCUGUCCACCAUGCGGGAAGACCUUCGAAGGCCAGUUCUACUCUACCCGAGCGCCAGCACGAGGCACAAGCUUCGAACCCCGCUGAUGGCAGCGGCCGCGACAGGCCAGAUGCCGAUCGUCGGUGUUGUUCUUGCUGCUUUCGGAGACGUUUUCAUGGAGGGUGAGGUUAAAGAAAACAUGGUGAACGCCAGAAUGAAGGGGAUGCAGAAACAGCUGGACAUGGUAGAUGUGGAGGGAAUGACAUUGCUGAUGCACGCUUGCUCCACCUCUAGCUCGGCCGUCUUUCAAGCAUUGUCGAAGACUGUCCAACCCUCACAGUUUAGGGAGGUCAUCAGGGCCACGGAUGCGCACGGAAUGACGAUUUUACAUCACGCCGUCAACGGCAAUGGCAACGAGCAAGCUGCGGCCCGUUCCACCACUACUGAUCCCUUGCAAACUGCACCCCCGAAAGAGCGCCUACCGUCGGCCGGCGCCGGGCGGGGGGGGAGCACACAAACCGAACCUCCGCCAACAGCGGGAGAGAGUCUCGCCACAGUGACGGAAGGCGGGGGCCCCGCAGAGGGCCUAGCAAGUGAGGAGGUACCGUUCGUCCUCGAUCCGCGGCUGCCGGUGAUACAGGCCGUGCUGGAGUUUGCCAGAGCGAACUUGUGGAUGCCCGAGUACCGCAAGCUACUCGAGGCCCGGGACGGAUGGCACAGAAGCAUCAUCGAGCACGCAAUCAUGUCUGGACGGACCCAGAUUUUCGAAACGAUUUUCAACGCGUUUCGCAGGGAUAUUCACGAUGAGAAGAUCGACCUCCUCCUAGACCCGGGGGUUGAAACUAGCCAUGCGCAGACCUCUCUCAGGAGAGCGACGAAUUCUCAGGAGGGAACGCCCAUGGCACAGCUAGUUCAAGAGAAGACAACGAGCCUGAAGUCCGACGUAAGCAAGCGGAAGGAUGACUCCACGGUCGCCGCCAAGAUCCAAGCCUUCAUUCCGGGAAACCUUAUCGUGAUCUUCCAGCUUUUGCUGCCUGAGUUCGAUGAGAGCGGGGACGGCCCGCUAUACCUUCUGCUUGUCCUCUGCUUCAUAGCUCCGUUUUGGUCGUGGGGCGUCGCCAUGAGCGUGAAGCGGGAUCCCGAAAUCACCAACACAAGGGCGAGGCAGACCGCGGCCAAGUACUUCCUCGCAAUUCCCGCGAUGUUCUUUUGGGGUGUGGGAACGAGCAAAAUUGCGCCCAACUCCUUCAACUGGGCGGAGUCAGCGAGUGCGGCAGCGCUGGCUGUCGCGACCAUCGUCAUCCCCGCGCUUGAUACGUAUUUCUCCGGCCGCGGCGCCCGCGCCACCGUCUCAGUGGUUACCAUCUUUUUCCUGAACCUCAUGAGUCGCACGAAGGGCAAGAUCACCAGAGCAACCGAUAGAUCCAAUCAGCUCUACGGGCAGGAUGACGACAUCGCAAGUCAGAGGAACUUCCAUUCAAAACCCCCGCCUUACCGUUCCUUCGUCAACACCGACCCCCGCACAACGGGCACUCACACCAUGGACGCCGACCAGACGCCAGCAAUCAGACCUGCUCCGCUGCGUACGGCCGACGCCGGGGGAAGCCCAAGAUCCCAACGAAGCAAGUCUAGCAAAUCGCCCGUGGGGAGUAUCUGGGGAGACGAUGGGGAUGCUGGGGUAGUGUAGUUGUAGGUUGGCGUGGUUAUGGUGAAUACCAUCUCGGAUUUGUGUAGGUGUGUGGGGAUUAGGCUGCCUUAGGUCUUAAGAGGUGUUUGUCGGCCGGACGUGGGGCUCGAAAAUGGUGAAACUGCUUGUUGCUAGUCGGGGAUAGCUUCCAAGAUCCCAAACGAAUGUUCAUGACAAGGAACACCGGUCGACAAAGAUGGCUCCUUCGUAAUUUGGCCAUAAUCACAAUGGCCAGGAGAUGCCGAAGUACAGGUCGUCCGAGCAUUUCGGUUCGUCCUCCUUGCGCGAUGUAACUCCCUAGACUGUCGACGAUCAAGCUGGUCUCUGUGUUAUUUUACCCUAGCACGCACAGCACAAAGUUUUAGUCUGUAGCCGGCGUGUAGAAGUUGCUGUCAGGUUAAAAAGAGUCCGGCAAUGCUACCCGGUCGUGUGCAUUUUGUCUUUGUGUGUCGUGGUGAGGUUGCUCGUUGUUGUUGGAAUGCCCAUGCUAGAACCCCUAGGCAGUCACUGCUGCAGUAAUGCUCGUACCAUUUGCCCCUUCUUUAGCGUAGUACGUCGUCGGCGUCUCUUCGUAUGUUCACAUGAGGUUGCUCGUUGUUGUUGGAAUGCCCAUGCUAGAACCCCUAGGCAGUCACUGCUGCAGUAAUGCUCGUACCAUUUGCCCCU